Molecule: messenger RNA, 618 nt
Organism: Acanthosepion pharaonis
Lineage: Eukaryota; Metazoa; Mollusca; Cephalopoda; Sepiida; Sepiidae
Source: the annotation of a GenBank genome assembly
AUGCUCACCUCAUCUAUCUAUCUAUCUAUCUAUCUAUCUAUCUAUCUAUCUAUCUAUCUAUCUAUGUCCGUCUGUUCAUAUCUAUCUAUCUUUGUCAGUCUGUUCAUAUCUAUGUCAGUUUGUUCCUAUCUAUCUAUCUAUCUAUCUAUCUAUCCAUCUAUCUAUCUAUCUAUCUAUCUAUCUAUCUAUCUAUGUCAUCUGUUCAUAACUCUCUCUCUCUAUCUAUCUAUCUAUCUAUGUCAGUCUGUUCAUAUCUCUCUCUCUCUCUCUCUAUCUAUCUCAGUCUGUUCAUAUCUAUCUAUCUAUCUAUGUCAGUCUGUUCAUAACUCUCUCUCUCUCUAUCUAUCUAUCUAUGUCAGUCUGUUCAUAACUCUCUCUCUCUAUCUAUCUAUGUCAGUCUGUUCAUAUCUCUCUCUCUCUCUCUCUCUCUAUCUAUCUAUCUAUCUAUCUAUCUAUCUAUCUAUCUAUGUCAGUCUGUUCAUCUCUCUCUCUCUCUCUCUAUCUAUCUAUCUAUCUAUGUCAGUCUGUUCAUAUCUCUCUCUCUCUAUCUAUCUAUCUAUCUAUCUAUCUAUCUAUCUAUCUAUCUCAGUCUGUUCAUAUCUGUCUAUCUAUAUAUAA